AUGAAUUCUUCUAGAGUUAUUAACACCUUGUUCGGCUUCUUUGGCCGAAAGAAAAACAAAUUAAUUUGGACAGGAACACUUGGAGAUCUUAAAGCUUUCGUUCUGACGAUAAUUGAUGAGCAAGCAGCCCAAAGUUCGAAAUGGCAUUCACCUAGCGGCGGAAAGUGGUGCUUCAAUAGCGAGCAGCUAAAAGUUGAGUGGCACUCAAAGAGCGAAUCUAUAUCCUUUGAUGGAGCCAAAGCCAAUGAUUUAUGUGAUCAAAUACAUAGUGUCCUUUUAAAAUCUGAUUAUCAAAAGAAAAAUCAAAACAGCGACCUUAACAAGUCAUUAGAAUCCUUCAUAGCUGACGCGAGCGUCGAAGCGUGCAAUAUUAAUUUGAACGAAUCGCCUAGAUUAUAUACUUCUUUACUGCAAGUCAGUAAUGUAUCCUGCCUAAAUAGCAAAGAUAUCAAUUGUGAUGAAAUCCCCAGUAAUCCUGAAUUUGAAAUGGCAAAUUCUAAAUCUG
Molecule: messenger RNA, 505 nt
Organism: Paramuricea clavata
Lineage: Eukaryota; Metazoa; Cnidaria; Anthozoa; Malacalcyonacea; Plexauridae
Source: the annotation of a GenBank genome assembly